UAUGGACAAAAGCUGAAGAUGACCAAGCAGAUUAAUCCUGGUAGCGUGAAGGAAUGCACACAGUGGCAUUCGUUCAUGCUACCAGGAUUAAUCUCCAACCCAUUGCAUCCGACGAAAUGGUUGUUGUUAUGAAAGCUCAUGCAGUUUUUAUGCUUCUCUCUUCUCCAGUUAGUCUGUGAAGUGCCACCCCCGUUUGCAAAUGCAUGAAAGGGUACAGAAAGAACAGAAUAAAUGCAUGAAAAAAAGGACAAUGUCAUUUCUGCAUACACUUUGACUCCAUGACAAAAGAUAGUGUGCACCCGACCCCGGUUCCUUCAGGUUCAGUCAAAGGGUACAAGUUGUGAAUUAUGGAAUCACCUAAUCCACUUAUACAUGGUAGGAGGAAAUAACCUUGACGGUCGUCAUCUUUGCUGGCUAUAGCUUCAAAUAAGUCGACAGGGAAUAACAGAACAAAUUCAGCCAAAAAAAGUACAUUCACCUGUUUGCUUGCGACCCUUCAAGUCUGCAUUAAUACCUGCACCACAGAUGUGAAUUUCUCUACCUGUUCUUAGCGUUGACAAUAAGUAAUGGCAAAUGGUAGUGCAGCCGACGUUCUACAAAAGAUCAGCGAGCGUCAUCUAGAAUGCUCCAUCUGCUGCAACCUAUUCACUGAACCCAAAUUUCUCGACUGCUUGCAUACUUUUUGCUUGAAAUGUCUCCACAAUAUCAGUCAAAGUGAAGGCCCCCAAAUUCUAACACUUGAAUGUCCUCUGUGCAGACAUGAAACCACACUGGCAAACAAAAGGUUGGAGGAUCUGCCGACUAACAUCACCCUGAGUGCCCUAGUGGAGGAGUUUGCAAUUCAGGAACAGCUUCUACAAGGUCAAGGGUCAGAGAUCAAAUGUCAAAGUUGUGAUGAGCAAAAUCCGGCAGCUUUAUUCUGCAUGGACUGUGCUUAUUUCUUGUGUCAAGUCUGCCAAGAGGCUCAUGGCCGCUUGAAAAUAACAAAAUCUCACAAAACCUACACAGUGGCUCAGCUUCAAUCAGGAGAGAUUGCCUACAAGAGCAAAUUAAGAGAAGAACCAAAAUGUGACAAACAUCCCCAAAUGACUCUUAACAUUUAUUGCAGCACAUGUGAGCAGUUGAUGUGCACACUAUGUCCUUUUUGGAAACAUCGACAACAUUCUCAUGCUGACAUAUCUGAAGCUUUUGAAAAAUGCAAAGAAGAAAUUGCAGAACUGAUGGAAAAGUUUGAAAUGAAGAAAAAAAAGUUUAAUAAUACCAAGAAAGACACAGCCGAGUCCCGUAAGAAACUAGACACCCUGUUUGUAGCCACCAACAAGAAGAUCUCCCAAAAGGCUGACAAGGAAGUCGCUAGGAUCAGAGAGAUGGAGCAGAAACUGAAGCAAGAGGCCAAGGAGAUCUAUCAAGACAGAGUUAAGACACUGGAGACUGCUGAUGACGCCAACAAUACACAGCUGACAGUAGCAGAGCAGACAUUGGAUGAGAUGAACCAGCUCCUGGCUCAAGAAAUCAAGAGUGAGAUUUUGCAUCUCAAGCAAAAGUUCCUGCACUCCAUCAGAGAACUGACUAAACAACAGCCAUACGUCGUGCCUCAUAUGUUGUGCUUCAUUGACUUUCAACAGUAUGAAGAGACUGAGAAGUCACUUGGUAGGCUGAUUCUAGGAGAGAAAUCUACAAUACGUUUUGAGAAAGAAAGAAAACUGCACAUGAAUUAUGCAGUGGAAUCUGUCGCAGCUUUUUCCAACAAAGAAAUAGUCACAGUAAAAAAAGACUUAAAACAUCUAGUAACUUAUAUUCCAGAAAGCAACCCAAAAUCCCGCAAUUGGAUAAAUAAUCCAGAUAUCAAAGAUCCACGUCAGGUUGCGGUGAACAGAAUAGACCAACUCGUUAUACUAGAUGGUCCUGCAGUCAAGACCCUCGACAGAGUAUCCAUGGGCCGGUAUCAACUCCUCCAUCAGUUCCAGCCAGGAACUAAUUCAGACAGCAAACCAACCUGCCUGGCAGUGGAUGAUGACAAUCUGAUAGCUGUGGGCUACAAGGCCAAGGGAGAGAUCAGCCUCCACAACCCAGAUGGAACCCUCAUCAGGAGACUACCAGCACCAAUGAUUGAAGAUCACCUGGCCAUCAGUAGGAAGCAGUUAAUGUACACCAACUACGACAUGUGUACGCUGGUAUCCAAAAGUUACUCCGGUGACACUGAGUACGUAAAAGAUGUAGGCAGCCCAAGGAGUGUGUGCUGUGACAGUCAAGGCAACAUCUACGUUGCCAGCCAUCUACCCUAUUUGGCAGGUAGGGCAACCAUUAAAGCUUUCAGUCAUGACGGUAAAUUCCUCGGAUGUGCAAUCCAGGAAUGCAUGUAUCCAUACAGCAUGACCAUCACACCCAAAGGUGAUCUAGUGCUAGGUGGAUGGGAUUUGUUGGAGAUCUAUCAUCAUGUGUGACUGCCGGCAACGCUGCUGAACAUUGGAAUGACAGUAACAUGGGAUCAUCUCGAUGUUUACAUGUAAAAUGCAUGUUACUGAUUCCUUGCAGAUUUCCAGGAAAAACCGUGAACCUUGUUUUUAUCAAAAUACGACUUUGAACACCUGGUAAUUGCAUAGGAUGUAAAAAUUGGAAUAUUUGUUGUACCUGUACACGACUAAAAUUUGUAUCAAUUUGUUGGCAUUGGGCGGUACUAUUAGUCCAAAUUAAGACAGAAACUAGGCAAGUGGGGAGUUGUUAUAUUUAAUUUGAAGAAUUCCACUUCAACUUUCAAGCGAAUUUAUUUUAGACAACAUGUACACCAAGAAUAUGCAAUUUCUUCGACAGUUGUGAACGUUACAUGAGGCUCUUCCUAAGAUGAAAUCCAUGCUUUGAUAUGACAGUCGCACACUUUUAACGUCAAAUUGUUUUGCUCUGUAUAAGAACAAAAUUGUUAUGUUAGUAAUAAUGUGUUUUCAUACACAGCUUGUACAUGUACAUGUAUGAACAUUUUACCUUACACGUGCAUGUGAGUGCACUUUUGUGAAGAUAAAAAAGUAUGUGCAUUGUUCUUUUGUUACCCCAAAAUAUGACCUACAUGUACUAGUAAACCCUUUAUACAUGUAGGUUAAACCCAGGUGAACAGUUGUCUUACUGAAAAGAACAUGUGACUUGACUUCCUCGAUAAGAAAAUUUAAUAAUAUUUUUAUUCAUUUUGCAAUGUCUAAAUGCCUAAGUUUUUUUAAAAAGUGAUUAACUUCUGCCAGAUACAUGUAAGGAGUCUAAGACUGGACAUGUCCACUCGCACAACCUAUUUAAGUACAUUGCAUUUGCUUUAAUUUUAAAAAAAAUGACACAAUGGAUUUAUGGAUAAAUCUACAACAGUCUCAUUUUAAAUUUAACUUAGUUACAAUCUAUCCAAUCCCAGUCCUGUUUAUCAAUUUGUUUUUCAGUUUACGCUAAGAACAUUGUCCACUUGUACAAGAUACAUGUAUACAUGUACAUCUGACAACUGUUUCUCGGAUACAAGAUUAGGAUUGCAGAGGGAAAAGAUGAAUAGGUUUUCAUCAUUUUGCUCCAAUGAAUUCCCCAUUUUCUUUUCCCAUAAUGCAUUCCUUUUUAAUUAAUUUUGAUGCUCAUCACACUAGUUUUAUGUUUACUUUCUCAACUGGAAAUACAAAUCAUGCAAAAUUAAUUGAUCUCUACUUCUUCACAUUUGUUAAAGAAAUCAAGUCCAAGAAAGGGGAAAAAAUUCACUUCGUGGCCACCGAUUUCACUUUGACUUCAUGACAAUAGGCAGGGUUUAACUGACUGUGCAUGGAAGCUCAUUCAUAUUCAUGAAAGGUAAAUUAUGAAGAAUUGAAUCAUAUGAUCCACUGGCAGAUAGAGGAAAUCAACCUGGCUGCCAUCUUUGCUCAUACUGUUGUACUGCAAACUUUUAAUAAAAAUUUCCAAGGACAGUAACCUUAUCUCAACAGUCCACACAUAGCCAGGUUGGCUAAGUUCAUUUACAGAGGAAGCAGAUUUUUUAAUGUACACGUAGGAUUUGCUGAAGGCCACAUUUUUAAGAGCAAUUUUUUUCCAGCCUUAUCAUAUUUGCCAGAGUUAAGAAUUCAGUGAAACAAGGAACUUUGAAAGCUCUUAAACUUUUUGACCA
Molecule: messenger RNA, 4120 nt
Organism: Acanthaster planci (crown-of-thorns starfish)
Lineage: Eukaryota; Metazoa; Echinodermata; Asteroidea; Valvatida; Acanthasteridae
Molecular function (GO): zinc ion binding
Source: RefSeq, a predicted model, not a curated record